This is a messenger RNA of Momordica charantia (bitter melon), 1884 nucleotides long. It is a transcript of the gene ACX4, whose product is annotated as acyl-CoA oxidase 4. NCBI's taxonomy places the organism in Eukaryota, Viridiplantae, Streptophyta, Magnoliopsida, Cucurbitales, Cucurbitaceae. Gene Ontology annotation, biological process: fatty acid beta-oxidation. Gene Ontology annotation, cellular component: peroxisome. Gene Ontology annotation, molecular function: acyl-CoA dehydrogenase activity; flavin adenine dinucleotide binding. The record is from RefSeq and is a predicted model, not a curated record.
AUUUGCCGGUUCGAAUCGGCGCUUCCGCCAUUUCCUCGCGGCAUUAGAGAGAGAGAGAGAGAGAGAGAGAGAGAGAGAGAGAGAGAGAGAGAGAGAAGAAGCUAUCGGUUCCCUCCAUCUCUCUGUUCUUCUCCAUUCCAUCGUCGCGUUUCGAGUAACAAGAUACGAGGUGGGUUUUAAUUCUUCAGUUCACUCCAGCUCAGUAGCCUCUACUUUUGACACGACGAUCGGCAGCGAAAAUGAAUCGCCAAGAUGAUAACGACAAGAAUUCAAGAAGUUCUUACUUCGGUUUACCGGCUCUGGAUGUUUCUGUUGCAUUCCCACAAGCAACUUCUGCAUCUGCUUUUCCUCCUUCCGUCUCGGACUACUAUCAGUUCAACGGCCUAUUGACUCCCGAGGAGCAAGCUCUCAGAAAGAAAGUGAGACAGUGCGUGGAAAAAGAAAUUGCUCCAAUUAUGACACAGUAUUGGGAGAAGGCAGAGUUCCCAUUUCAUGUCGUCCCGAAACUUGGUAACUUGUGCAUUGCCGGCGGUACGAUCAAGGGUUACGGGUGUCCUGGUCUCUCCAUUACUGGAAGUGCUGUUGCUACUGCCGAAGUGGCUAGAGUUGAUGCAAGUUGUUCUACUUUCAUUCUGGUGCAUUCUUCCCUGGCAAUGCUCACUAUAGCUCUUUGUGGAUCGGAGGAGCAAAAGCAUAAAUAUUUACCUUCCUUGGCAAAGUUAGACACUAUUGCUUGUUGGGCUUUGACUGAACCUGAAAAUGGAAGUGAUGCCAGUGGUUUAAGAACAACAGCAACAAAGGUUGAAGGAGGUUGGUUGAUAGAGGGCAAAAAACGCUGGAUAGGGAACAGUACUUUUGCUGAUUUAUUGAUUAUUUUUGCCAGGAAUACAAUUACAAAUGAAAUAAAUGGAUUUAUAAUGAAGAAAAAUGCCCCUGGCCUGGUGGUUACAAAGAUAGAAAAUAAAAUUGGUUUGCGGAUUGUUCAAAAUGGAGACAUUGUGAUGAAUAAAGUUUUUGUGCCUGACGAAGAUAGAUUACCUGGUGUAAAUUCUUUCAAGGAUACAAACAAGGUUCUAGCCGUCUCACGUGUAAUGGUUGCUUGGCAACCCAUUGGCAUAGCAAUGGGCGUUUAUGACAUGUGUCAUAGAUAUUUGAAGGAGAGGGAACAAUUUGGAGCACCAUUAGCAGCUUUUCAAGUUAACCAACAGAAACUUGUCCUCAUGCUGGGAAAUGUUCAGGCAAUGUUCCUUGUUGGUUGGCGACUUUGCAAAUUAUACGAGAAGGGCACGAUGACUCCAGGUCAAGCUAGCUUGGGGAAGGCAUGGAUCACCCUGAGGGCUAGGGAAACCGUUGCUCUUGGACGUGAGUUGCUUGGAGGCAAUGGGAUUUUAUCAGACUUUCUCGUUGCAAAGGCGUUCUGUGAUUUGGAACCAAUCUAUACUUACGAGGGUACCUACGACAUCAACAGCUUGGUGACUGGCAGGGAAAUCACUGGUCUUGCCAGUUUCAAGCCAGCUGCUGCUGCUCUAACCAAAAGAAGCCGCCUUUAAUCUUUGUAUUCCUAAAUUGUGAAUUUGCUGAGCACACUGGCUGGUGAGUCUACAAUAAAACAUUAGUUAGUAAAUAUAGUAAGUAUUUAGUUUAAAUUUUGAUUAAUUGUUCUUUGUGGUGCAUAAAAUGGCAACCCAAGUUCGGUUCGGUCAUCACAUCGGAUAUUAUUUACUUCCACCAUUUGAAUUCUGUAAAGAAACAACUCCUGAACGUAAAUUCUCAAUAUAUUUUCGCAAUAAGGGCAGAGCUCUUGGAGUUGCCUACAGAAUUACAGCGACAAGAACAAGAGAUAAAGCUGUUUGAAAGGGUAUGAAGUUGACAUAAAUACCAAUA